Messenger RNA from Paralichthys olivaceus (Japanese flounder), 2972 nucleotides. RefSeq names its product SH3 and cysteine-rich domain-containing protein 2-like. The record is from RefSeq and is a predicted model, not a curated record. Gene Ontology annotation, biological process: positive regulation of voltage-gated calcium channel activity; skeletal muscle contraction; positive regulation of protein localization to plasma membrane. Gene Ontology annotation, cellular component: extrinsic component of cytoplasmic side of plasma membrane. Lineage: Eukaryota; Metazoa; Chordata; Actinopteri; Pleuronectiformes; Paralichthyidae. Gene Ontology annotation, molecular function: protein binding.
AGGCUAAAACGCUCGCUGUCUUUCAAGACCAUCAUGCGCAGUAAGAGCGUGGAGAACUUCUUCCAGAGAUCCUACAGCGACGCCCGCCUGCCGCCGGAUUUCAUCACCGACCCGCCUCCUCCUUCUCCCCCUCUGCUGCCUGGCUCGCCUCUUGUCGGCGAGCGCUCGCCAUCCAUCUCGCCAUCUCUCAGCCCCAACCCCUCCAUCGCCUCACACUCCCCCUCUCUCAGCCUUUCCCCAUCGCUGCCCAUCAAGCCUCCAAGACCACAGAUCACUCACUGUUUUCAAGACCACGUCUUUCGCAAGCCCACCAACUGCCAACACUGCAAGCACAUGAUAGUGGGAAACUCCAAACAAGCUCUGCGGUGUAAAACGUGCAAGAUGGCCGCUCACCUGUGGUGCACCUCGGAACUGUCGCAGCAGCUGUGUCAGGGGAAGCCUGGAGCGUUCAAGCGUAACUUCAGCUCGCCGAUGCUUGUCAAUGACCAACUGGCUGUCGUCAAGGAAGUUCAGCCGAGCCAAGAGGCUGUGCGGACACGCGUCGACCCUGUGUACGCUGCCUUGCGCUAUGGGACGUCUUUGGCACAGAUGACCCGCUCCAGUUUUGGCAGUUCAGAGUCACCGACGCGCAGCCUGGGGGAGGGAGGUGAGGAGAUGCAGCAGAGACAGUGCAGCAUGGAGGAAGAGAUAACUCAGGAGACAGGGGACACAGCAGUGCCAGACCCUGAGUUUGAGAAGGAGGAGGACGAGAGCACGGGCGAGACUCAGACUCCUGUGGAAGAGAGCAACGUGACGGUGCCCAAGCGCAUUGAAGUUCACUCCAUCCACACCUAUGUAGCGCUCUACAAGUUUCUGCCUCAGGAACAGAAUGACCUGGAACUACAUCCCGGGGAUCGGGUGCAGGUCACAGACGACUCCAAUGAGGAGUGGUGGAAGGGAAAGAGUGGCGACAGAGUCGGUUUCUUCCCUGCCAACUUUGUGCAGAGGGUCCGUCCAGGAGAGAGAGUGUGGCGGGUCGUACAGAGCGUUAACGCCAACCGAGAGAGAGGACACAUGGCCGUCAGGGAAUCCCAGAUCUGUGUGGGGAAGCGAGAGGACGGCGAGGUGUUUCUAAAGCUGAGCAGUGGGAAGAAGAGAGGCCUGGUCCCAGCUGACUCCAUAGAGGAGAUCUGAGCUUCAUCCUUCCACUUCUACUUUACCCACCACCACAUCUUCAAACUAUUACCAACACCACUUCUUCCACAACCUCCUCUCUGCAAAAAAAACUAAAACAGCUGCGGCCUCUUUGGCCAGUCCUGACUGAGACCAACCUGGACAGAAAGCAUACACUUCUGCAAAGACCUGGAAACGCAGCCCCCGAUGGACGCAUGGUUUCCAGUUGAGUUGGUUUGCUAUUAGUCUUUAAUAAUGAAUUGUACAGUUAUGCAGCAUAGUCCUGCUUUUACAAAGGGACUGUUUCUCAGCUCUUCUCCUGCUGUCAGUUUAUCUGUUAACACACAAAAAAUAAAUCAAUGUUUAGUCAGACAAAGUGUGCACAAGCCAAAAAUGCUCUGCAUCUAUUUGCUUGGAUGCUUGUUCCGAUUUUGUUUUUCCUAAUCAAAAAGGACGUCUACCAAUGUGGGAGGAGGUGCCGUUCUGUCAUGGGAACAUGAUGCUACUGUCAAUGUCCUUUUCUUCUUUCUACCCACUCUGUAUGUCUCAUCCCUGUGCGCUCGUGUCAGGGUAUGUGGCCCCAGGGAUUGAUAUCAGCUUCGUGCAAACUGGUGCACAUGUAACCGGCCAAGGACAACCACUGCCAGCCAGAGUAGGUUAGUUUUUGUUUGCCGGGAGGACACACAAUGCAAAAAAUCCUCUGUAGUGACAGCCUGUUUGUGAACAGCCAACUUGAGAGUGCAGAAAUUAGAAGAUUUUCAAAGGAGAAUUGGACACUGUGAAGAUCUUUUCACAAGGAAUUCAAAACUUUUUUUCACCCCCAACUUUUUUAGGAUGAAAUUACAAUGAAAGUAUGGUGUGAAAAAUGCAUCUUCACCUUUAAACAUAAAUCAGCCAGAGGACCCCGUGUUCCAGAGGAAAACAAAUGGAAGAAAUUAAGAACGUUUUUGCAGAACUAAUUUUGCCCUUUACAACUCUCAGACUUGGGAACUGAAACUUUUUUUUCUUGAAUGACUCAACCAUAGAGGAAUAAACAUUGAGUCACACAGCAGUUUUUUCGAGGGUUUUCAUUUUAUCGUCUUGUUUUCAACAAAGGAAGGAAGGGAGGUGAAACUCCUCGAGUGUCGCGGUUACAUGUGGCAGAAGCCGUUUCCCUGUUUUCACACAAAAGGAGCACAGCAGUUAUAAAAAAAGGAGGGAGGCCGGUUCCUGCAGAGACCUGCUGAAGACCAACAGAGAGUGUUGCACAGCAUCGUUACAUGUUCAAACAACAGGAAACAAAAGUCUGCCAGAGAGAGAAAAAAAAAUUAAAAUAAAAACAACAGAGAGGUUUCUGGCUGUGACAAGGAGGACAAGUUCCGCUUACAGCUUGGAGGAGGACACAGGAAAACAGAGACAGUAGGAGAUGCAGCAAGAUGUGGAACGUUGUGAGUGUGUUAUGAGUCAGUGUGUGCACGCAGGUAGUGUUGUACCCUUGGGUUCACGAGUCAUCAUUGAUCAAAUGUCAGCCCGUCGUCUCCAUCUCUCUCUUCCUCCUGAUCGUGAUGUGACUGAUCAGCUCUGACAUAAAGCGGAGGCAUUUUUUUUCAUGCAUGUUCGAUGUUGGUUUGUAGACUUCUUUAGCGAUUCAUGAAUUCAUUAGUAAAUGUGAUGCAUUUCUUUCCAGAGAGAGGAACUGCACAAGAUCACAAGCAUUAGGAAAAUGUCUAAUGCAAGCACCGAGUGUAAGUAAAACGAUGGUACCACAAAAUAUAAAUAACUGAACUCUUCUUUUCCAGAUGAAAGAGAUCCAGCUGAUAUUAUCAUCCUUUAAUCUACAA